AUGAACAAGCCAUCUAUAGCUGCAUUCUGUUCAAGGAAAGCUAUAUCCAUAUUCAUCACAAGCUUGAUUGCGCUAUCUCUUUUAUUCCUCUAUUCGGCGUCGAUCCGGGAUUCCUCAAAUCAACUUUGGAGUGCAACAAGUCUAUCGACAGCAGACAACAGCCAUCCACCAUCAUCAUGCAUCGCCGAUUCCGGCCAGCAGCAUCGUGCCAAAGUGGAUAAAUACACUUGGGACCAGUGUCUAGACAACAGCCCCGAAGCACCAGCUUACUACUUAUCCAUUGUCAUUGUCACUCGUAUGGAUGAUUACGCCGGCAAUCAACAUCAUCGUUUCCAAAACUUCAUUGAUAGUGCAUACCUGCUUGCCGAGCGUACACAAACCAAGAUGGAAUUGUUAGUGGUGGAGUGGAAUCCUCCUGAUGAUCGAAGACGUGUAUUGGAUUCAUUUAGAUUCCGCCGAUCACAAUAUUUGACGUAUCGCAUCAUCACUGUUCCUCCUGGUAUCCAUCAAGCACUCCCCAACCGAGGCAACUCACCAUUGCACGAAUUCGAAGGAAAGAAUGUUGGUAUUCGAUUUGCUCGUGGCGAAUUCAUUGUCUGUACAAACCAAGAUGAUAUCUGGUCCCAUAAUUUCCAUAAUGCCGUCAAAUCAAGAGCUUUCGAAAAGAAUGUAAUCUAUCUUCAACAUCAAGACCAUCACAAUAUCCAUGACAAUUUGCCUCCAUCCAUUGUAAAUCUUCCAGCAUUUGCCGAUGAUGAUACAUUAUACAACGCAUGUCGUCUUGGUGACCAAGAUUGGGGCAAUUACAAGCUGCCAGCACCUUUGAAUUUAACAACAAGCAACAUCCUCGAUACAGCUGAUCAAGCUGGUGACUUCACUAUGGCGCAUCGUGAUACCUGGAAGGUGCCUCGAGGAUAUCGUGAACAGGGUGGCGUUGCUUGGAUGGAUAUUGAAUUCAUUUGCACUGCGGCGUGGACGUUUGAUAUCCCGGUGGUAUGGGAAGAACGAGGCUUCACGUGCCAUCAAGACCAUCCCAACAUUUGGGAAUUCAACACUGAUCAGCACAACGAUAACAAGGAUAUUGAUAUGGGCGAGAUCAUGCGUAAAGAAAAAGUCUAUAUGAAUCAAGAGGGCCAAUGGGGUCUGCAGCAAUUGGACAUUUGGAACUAUAAUUUAGAAUGCAUCGAGUUCCAUGGUGGUCUUUGCUGGUAA
Lichtheimia ornata is the source of this 1212-nucleotide messenger RNA. RefSeq lists its product as uncharacterized. The record is from RefSeq and is a predicted model, not a curated record. The transcript has 6 exons. The coding region runs from base 1 to 1212 and encodes 403 amino acids. Lineage: Eukaryota; Fungi; Mucoromycota; Mucoromycetes; Mucorales; Lichtheimiaceae.